Symbiodinium sp. CCMP2592 is the source of this 528-nucleotide messenger RNA. Lineage: Eukaryota; Dinophyceae; Suessiales; Symbiodiniaceae. The record is from the annotation of a GenBank genome assembly.
AUGGCCCGGACGAACGGGGCUGAGCGGACCUCUUUUCUGCUCACACUUGACCUGAUUCGUAUCGAUGUCUUGGGGCACGAAGUGAAGCUCCUGGAGGUUCACGAGGCUUCCGAGCACGAGACCUUCACUCCCUACCAGGCCUUCGGCGACUUGCCCAAGCACUGGAAGCACUUCAUCUGCCCCGUCCCCGAGCCGAAGGUUUCCUUUUUACCGGUGCCCCCUCCGGCCCCCGCCUCCGCCGCUCUGGAGAGGGAGCUCUUCCGGUUCCGCGAGGAUCUUCUUCAGGUCGGCUCUGAGGUGAUCCUGUGCGGCGAGCUGAUCCGGGACUCCAGCGGCCGAAUCUUCGUGCAGCCGUGGCAGGAGAGCUUCGAGAACUCCUCUUCUUGGCGCACUUCCUGGGAGUUGGAGGGCUCCCUGGAUCUCAAGCCCCACGUCCUGGCCACCACCGAAGCUGCUCUGAUGGAGGUGCCGGGCAAGGUCCCAACGGCAGAGAGCUGCUUCGAUGAGUUUGCUGUGAUGGUGCCAUAA